Molecule: messenger RNA, 1220 nt
Organism: Phaethon lepturus (White-tailed tropicbird)
Lineage: Eukaryota; Metazoa; Chordata; Aves; Phaethontiformes; Phaethontidae
Product: transmembrane protein 132D-like
Exons: 3
Source: RefSeq, a predicted model, not a curated record
UGACUGAGAGUCGAGGGAUCCUGGAGAGUAUACAGAGAUUUUCUUUACUGCCAACUUACUUGCCAGUGACCUAUCGUAUCCACAAUGCAGAUGUUUCCUUCUUUCUUAAAGAAGCCAACCAAGAUAUUAUGAGGAAUUCUAGCUUGCAGUCCCGAGUGGAAUCCUUUCUGAUCUACAAAUCCAAGAGGCCACCUAUGUUAAAUGCCAGCUAUGGACCUUUUUCCAUUGAACAAGUAGUGCCCCAGGACUUAAUGUUGUCUUCAAAUCCAUUUGGAUCUACUAACAAGUUCUCCUUUAAUUGGAAACUUAAGGCCUUCAUAAUGAGUGACAAAAUUUACCCAAGCAAGCCCAAAGUCCAGGUCCUGUUCUACAUUGUGGGCAGGGACUGGGAUGACUAUAGCACCACGGAACAGCUGCCCUGCCUGCGGGUGUUUGCUUUUCGAGAGACGCGGGAAGUGAGAGGCAGCUGCAGAUUGCAAGGGAAUCUGGGGUUGUGUGUGGCAGAGCUGGAGCUCCUGCCAAGCUGGUUUAAUCCCCCAACGGUGGUUGCUGGCCGUAAGAAACCAAUGGAUCAGUCUGAAGGGAGCCCUGUGGAGCUUUACUAUUCCAUACAACCAGGAGAUGAGAAAGGGGAGUGCACCAAGGAGGAUGUAAGGAAAAAUAAUGGUAUCCGGCCGGGGCGCAAUGACGUUGAUGAGUCGGGACCUCCCUUGCAGAGGAUUGGAAGUGUUUUCCUUUACCAGACACAUGCCGUCCCUUCCUUAAAUGAAAUGAAAUUGGAUAAUAAUAUUGCCAUCCAAUAUGCACCAAAGACUGUCAAGCAAGGUGACAUUUUGACUUUCGUUGUAUCUGUUGCUAAAAAUUCAACAGAAGAGCAGUUCACACUGAGGGCAAAUGUGAAGAAAGGUGUGAACAUUUUCAGUGUGAGAGCUAGCAGCCCCUACUUGUGGGACAUCAGAGAGAGCAUGGAUUAUACUGGGAAAUACGCACCAGCUGUUAUUGUUUGCCAGAGGAAAUCUGCUGCCUCUGAAAACAGUGCGGAUGGUCCUUCCUCUGAAAUUAUGCAGAUAGAUUUUGAAAUUGAAGACCUAACUGACCUACCUGAGACCCAGCUCAUCACAUGGCAGGUAGAAUAUCCUGGAGAUACAACAUCUGAUCUAGGAAUCUCCCAGAUCUACGUGAGCCAGAAGGACCUGGUAGGAGUCCUCCCUUUGGCUAUG